Molecule: messenger RNA, 4195 nt
Organism: Jatropha curcas
Lineage: Eukaryota; Viridiplantae; Streptophyta; Magnoliopsida; Malpighiales; Euphorbiaceae
Source: RefSeq, a predicted model, not a curated record
ACCACCACCAUCAUUCCCACUAAGCCUCCACAACACCGCCACCACCACCACCACCACCACCACCUCAUCGCCAUUUCUACUGUCUGAAGCAAAAACAGAGUACAAAAAGUAAUACCUAAGUUUAGAUCGGCAUUUAUCUCAACCGUACUAUUCUGCUUGUAUUUUCAGUCCUUAUCUUAUCUCACUUGAAGCUACAUUUCAACUGAUUUUGUUUCUCUCCUCUCCUUGUCGGCGGUGUUCUGGUUUCCUUCAUUUCAAGUUUUUCCUUUUUUCCAUUUUUUCCUUAAAAUCUCUGUUUAUUUGCAGUUUUGAUUUAUCUAGUGGAGUAUAAUCUUUGUGAAAAUUUUAGCUGUACCGAGCAAGCUAAAAUGGCUAUUCCUUUUUAUUUCGGAGUUGCAAUAGCCGUCUUUGGACUUUGGUUUCGGCUUGUCAGUCUUGUUGCUUCGUAAAGUCAUAGCUUAUUUGGGGCAAACAUUGCAAAGGGAAGCUAUAACUUGUAGAGCGCAUGUUUGUGAAGUGAAGACAGACCGCAUCUGAUCUCAUGUCAUUUUCUCCUUAGUAAAUAAAUAAACUUUUGGAAUGGAUAAUCCUACUUAUUUGUUAUGGAAGCAAUGGCGAUUUUAGGAUCUUUGCUUUCAUCAAGUUGAUAAAAUUUCCAAGUCUACAAUGGACCGUCGAAGUUGGCCCUGGAAGAAAAAAUCAUCUGAUAAGACUGAAAAAACAGCUACAGCUACAGAUUCUGGUGGUGGCACGUUGGCUUCAACUGGAUCGCAGGCAGACAAGGAUAACUACAAAAAGCCCAACUAUGUUCAAAUUUCGGUGGAGUCAUACACCCAUCUGACUGGUUUGGAGGAUCAAGUGAAGACAUAUGAGCAGCAAUUUCAGACUCUGGAGGAUCAGAUUAAGGAGUUAAAUGAAAAGCUGUCUGCAGCAAAUUCAGAGAUGACUACAAAGGAAAAUCUGGUGAAACAGCAUGCUAAAGUUGCUGAAGAAGCCGUUUCAGGUUGGGAAAAGGCUGAAGCAGAAGCUUUGGCACUGAAAAAUCAUCUAGAAACGGUCACACUUUCAAAGCUCACUGCUGAAGAUCGUGCGUCACAUUUGGAUGGUGCUCUUAAAGAGUGCAUGCGACAAAUAAGAAACCUGAAGGAAGAGCAUGAACAGAAAUUGCAAGAUGUCGCUCUCUCUAAGACCAAGCAAUUAGACAAAAUUAAGUUCGAGCUUGAAGCAAAGAUAAAUAACUUAGACCAAGAACUCCUUAGGUCUGCAGCUGAAAAUGCUGCUCUUUCAAGGUCUCUACAAGAGCGUUCUAACAUGCUAAUGAAAAUAACUGAAGAAAAAUCACAAGCUGAGGCUGAGAUUGAACUUUUGAAGGGCAAUAUUGAAUCGUGUGAAAGGGAAAUAAAUUCACUUAAAUAUGAAUUACACAUAGCUGCCAAGGAGCUAGAGAUUCGUAAUGAGGAAAAGAAUAUGAGCAUGAGAUCUGCUGAAGCAGCAAACAAGCAGCACAUGGAGGGAGUAAAAAAAAUAGCUAAGCUGGAAGCAGAGUGCCAAAGAUUACGUGGUCUUGUGCGGAAAAAGUUGCCUGGUCCUGCUGCGCUUGCCCAAAUGAAGUUAGAGGUUGAGAGUUUAGGCCGAGAUUAUGGAGAUUCUCGGCUGAGGAGGUCACCUGUUAAACCUCCUAGUCCACAUCUGUCUGCUGUGACUGAAUUUUCAUUGGAUAAUGCUCAAAAAUUCCAAAAAGAGAAUGAGUUUCUCACAGAGCGUUUAUUGGCCAUGGAAGAAGAAACAAAGAUGCUGAAAGAAGCUUUAGCAAAACGUAAUAGUGAACUGCUGGCUUCUAGGAAUCUGUGUGCCAAGACAGCAAGUCAGCUUCAAAGUUUAGAAGCACAAGUUCAUGUCAGCAGUCAACAGAAAAGUUCACCAAAAUCUACGGUUCAGGUGCCUACAGAAGGUUACUCCAGUCAAAAUAUGAGCAAUCCACCUAGUUUGACCUCAAUGUCUGAAGAUGGAAAUGAUGAUGACCGAAGUUGUGCCGACUCUUUGGCGACAUCAUUGAUCUCUGAGCUCUCUCAAUUAAAGAAGGAAAAGAGUGGUGAAAAGUCAAAUAAGACAAAGACUGUAAAACACUUGGAGCUUAUGGAUGAUUUUCUGGAGAUGGAGAAGUUAGCUUGCUUAAAUGAAAAUGGUGCCAGCACUAUUUCAGAUUCUCCAAAAAAUAAGACAUCUGAAAUUGCAAAUGGUGAUACUUCAGGAGAGGUCUCAUUGGGCAAAGAUGCCCUCUCUGAAGGACAUUCUACUUUGGAUCCAUCAGUGAAUCAUGUACGCUUGAUGAAGCUUCAAUCAAGGAUUUCUUUGUUACUUGAGUAUGCAUCUAAGGAUGUUGACAUGGGCAAAGUUUUAGACGAUGUUAAACGUGUUGUGCAGGAUGCACAUGAUGCUCUGCAUCAGCCCUCUGUAAGUUGUGUAUCUGAGGAAGUAGUUACUGUUGAUGCAACAAGCAAUGGGCAGACUUGUCCGAAAGAUGCUAGCUUAACUGGAGAGAAGGAAAUCACUUUGUCCCAAGAUAUAAAGGCAUCCACAGAAGCUGUGCACUCUGUAAGCCAAGAGUUGGCUGCUGCCAUUUCCAGUAUUCAUGACUUUGUAUUGUUCCUGGGUAAAGAAGCAAUGGUAGUUCAUGACACAUCUUCUGAUGGUGGUCUGAGCCAAAAAAUUGAGGAAUUCUCAGUCACUUCUAAUAAAGUAUUAAAUGGCAAUACAAGUUUGGUUGAUUUUAUUUUUGAUCUUUCUCAUGUAUUAGCCAAAGCCAGCGAGCUUAGAUUUAAUGUCCUGGGUUAUAAAUGUUCUGAAGGAGAAAUCAAUAGUCCUGAUUGCAUAGAUAAGGUUGCCUUACCAGAGAAUAAGGUUCUUCAAAGGGACUGCUCAGGAGAAAGGUAUCAAAAUGGUUGUGCCCACAUUUCUAGCCCUACCUCUAACCCUGAGGUCCCUGAUGAUGGGAACUUGGUAUCAGGCUAUGGGUCAAAUACAACAUUAUGCAAAGUCUCACUAGAGGAAUUUGAAGAACUGAAAACAGAGAAAGAUAACAUGGCCAUGGAUCUUGCUAGGUGCACUGAAAACCUAGAAAUGACCAAAUCCCAAUUACAUGAAACCGAGCAGCUUCUAGCUGAAGCUAAAGCACAAUUGACUUCUGCACAGAAGUCAAACAGCUUAUCUGAAACUCAGCUAAAAUGUAUGGCAGAGUCAUAUCGAUCUCUUGAAGCUCGUGCAGAGGAGUUGGAAACUGAGGUAAACAUUUUGCGAGCAAAAGCAGGAACUCUAGAAAACGAGCUUCAGGAAGAAAAACGUUGCCACUGGGAUGCUUUGACCAGAAGCAAGGAGCUUGAAGAGCAACUGCAAAGAACUCGAAAGUGUUGUUAUUAUGAACAGGAAAGAGAAUUAACAGCUGCGGCAGAAAAACUAGCGGAGUGCCAAGAGACUAUAUUUCUUCUUGGCAAGCAAUUGAAAGCUUUGCGUCCUCAAACAGAAAUCAUGGGAUCUCCAUACAGUGAGAGGAGCCAAAGGGGUGAGGGAUUUGGUGAUGAUGAGCCUACUACAAGUGGGAUGAACUUGCAAGAUUUUGAUCAGGCAGAAAUGGAUGCUACUGUUUCAACAAAUCUGCCCAAAACAGGUGGUGAAUCCCCUACGGAUUUUUACAACCAAUCGGACGCCGAAACAAGCCUCUCAAGAUCACCAAUCAGUUCAAAGCAACCGCAACACAGAUCCACCAAGUCAACUUCUUCUUCUUCAACUCUUGUUGGAACACCAGAGAAACAUCAAAGAGGCUUUAGCAGGUUCUUUUCCUCAAAAGGAAGAAAUGGCAAUUAGGCUUGCAGCUUGCAGUGCAGCAUAAUAAUGAUAUGGUUGGAAAAAUCAAAAGGUUGAUAAUUAAUAAUCCAAAGCACAUAAAAUGGAGAUAUCUAUCCUUAUUGGUGCUAGAAUCAUCCUUGGAAAUGUUUGCCUGGGUUUCUUAUUAAGAAACCGAUGCUUUGAAAGCCCUGUAAUUUUUUUUUAUUUUUUUUGUAACUGAUGACUGUAUAUGUUCCCCCCACAUAUGUAGGCUCUUUUUUUCUCAUUUUCCUUUGUGUAAUUUCUUCGAUUGAUCUAAGUUUCUGGACCUUAAAAUAUCUGAAUAUAAUCCUAUGUUUUGUCAGUUCUUAAA